AUGGCGCCUCCUCCUCCUCACGAGCCGGACAACUGCGGGUCGGAGGCAGCGCCGGCGGUGGACGUGACGGCGGCGAGGGACCUUAUUAUCUCCUCUGCCGGCGGCCACCGCUACCUGGACGUGAGGACGGAGGAGGAGCUCGCCAAGCUGGGCCAUCUCGUGGAGCCCCAAAGCUCCCUCAACGUCCCCUACAUGUUCAUCACUCCGGAAGGAAGCCGGGUGAAGAACGUCCAAUUUGUGGAGCAGGUGGCGUCGCUUUUGACCAGCAAAGAGGAACCCGUCCUAGUGGGGUGCCAAAGCGGCAAGAGAUCAGAGCUAGCAUGCAUUGAUCUCCAAGCAGCAGGAUUCAAGAAGGUCAAGAACAUGGGAGGUGGCUACCUUGCCUGGGUGCACCAUGGCUUCCCCGUCCACCACGGCACCACCCACUCCCCGUCCCCGGCGACAUGGAACAUGAUGCAUCUCCACGUCCACCAACACCGCCACCAGCACCAAGCAGCCAAGCCUAGCCUCAAUGGCGGCCACGCACAGCAGCAGACAGAUCCCUAA
Miscanthus lutarioriparius is the source of this 546-nucleotide messenger RNA. The record is from the annotation of a GenBank genome assembly. NCBI's taxonomy places the organism in Eukaryota, Viridiplantae, Streptophyta, Magnoliopsida, Poales, Poaceae.